AUGUGUUCGAAAGCAGGUUUAUAUUCGGUGCUUAUUGUCCUGUGUGUUAUUUUUGUUGAUGCUCACCUUGUUUCAAUUCAACAAACGAGCGAUGAACCACUUGCUAUUGAUACCAUCUCACAUGUUGUACCACCGAUGAAUCGAGCAAUGAAGUCAUUUGCUCGUGCGAAUGCUUCCGUGUGUUAUCCAGUUAUUGGCUGUUUUGACAACAAUGAUCCAUAUAAUAAUGCUGCUCUAGAAAUUCCUCAAGCACCCGAAUUAAUUGAUACUCAUUUUCUCCUUUUUACACAAGAAGCACCUACAGAUCCGGAAUUUCUUAGUUACGAUGGUAAUGAUCAAUCAAUCGCAGGCUCAAAACUUAAUCCAUCACGCUGGCUAAGAAUAAUUGUGCAUGGCUUUGUAAAUAAUCGUAACAGUAUAUGGAUCAGACCGAUGGUGGAUGAAUUGUUGAAAUUGAAAAAUGACGAAUUGUCCGAUGUACUUGUCGUCGAUUGGGGCAACGGUGCUAAAUUUCCAUCAUACCCAAAUGCUGCUUCUAAUACGCGUCUAGUUGGAAAACAGAUUGGUUUACUUUUGAAGAAAUUACAUUCGAUGAAAGGAUUUGCAUACGAUAAAAUUCAUUGCAUUGGACAUAGUCUUGGUGCACAUACAUGUGGUAUAGCAUCAAAUACUGUUGAUAAUCAACUAGCUCGUAUUUCUGGUCUUGAUCCCGCUGGCCCAUAUUUUGAAGGCAAAAAUGCACUCGUUCGUCUUGAUCCAACCGAUGCCAAAUUUGUUGAUGUUCUUCAUACGAAUACCGAAAUUGCUUUUGGAUUGGGUCUCGGAUCCGGUGAAGUCUCAGGUCAUGUUGAUUUUUAUGUUAAUGGUGGGCAGAACCAACCUGGUUGUCCGUCAAUGACUACAUUGAUUGGUGGUCUUCUCGGCGGUCAAUCAGAAGCUACUUUUGAACAAUCAUCCUGUUCCCACAGUCGUGCUCAUGGAUAUUUUACCGAAUCAAUCAAUUCCGAAUGUUCAUACAAAGCAUAUCCAUGCAGCAACUAUAACAGCUUCAUGAGUGGUGAAUGUCUCGUCUGUCCUGAAUCCGGAUGUGGUCAAAUGGGCUUCCAUUCAAUUUCUUCACCUGGUCGCGGUAAUAUGUAUUUAACGACGAAGAGUGUUUCGCCAUUUUGUGGUUACCACUACCUCAUUGAAGUUACCCUUGAUCAUAAUAUUGCUAAAACAAGCGGAGAGAUCUUCGUGGCAAUUCAUUCAAAUUACGAAAUGUUAGCAAAUGUCAGCGUGACUUCGAAAUCCAACGCGGAUAUCAAAGCUGGUGAUGUAUUUCGACAUAUGUUCAGUUACAAAGCUGAUUUAGGUCAGGUUGAUUAUGCCAUUGUCUACUUCAAUAAAGCAAAAAGCUUGUUCGGCUGGGGUGGUCCGAAAGCAGAUGAAAUCGUGGUAUCCAAUCUUCGUCUGAAAUCAGUUGAAGACCCGAUUGUAUACACUGGACUCUGUGGUGCCAAGACAAAAGUAGCGGCAUACACAUCUGAAACAAUUUUACUUAAUCGUGAUGAUUGCCGACAUUAG
Molecule: messenger RNA, 1566 nt
Organism: Adineta ricciae
Lineage: Eukaryota; Metazoa; Rotifera; Eurotatoria; Adinetida; Adinetidae
Source: the annotation of a GenBank genome assembly